AUGAACACAUCAAAAAAUGAUGUUGCAGCAGAUGCCAAGAGAAGAGAGCUAAAUGAUAGGAUGAUGCUGGCAGAAAGAUGGUUUCUGGAUUCAGAAGGGAUAAAAGGGAAAGAAUGGUUCAAGCAUCUUGUGUAUGGACCUGCAGCUGAACCAGAGAGCAAGCUAGGAUUCUUCCCUGGGAUAGCAGAUGCUGUUGCAACACACUCAUCAGAGGGAACGAUCCAGCAUGAGAUAUGGAGAGUUGCGAGAGCGAUUCAUAGAACAAGCAAAGCUCCUUUGGGCUCAAAUGAGAAAACAAAAAUUGUAAACACUUGUCGUUUGUAUAUGUAUUGUGUGACUUUAGAUUAUAGAAGCAUAACAAUCUGA
Molecule: messenger RNA, 366 nt
Organism: Eruca vesicaria subsp. sativa (arugula)
Lineage: Eukaryota; Viridiplantae; Streptophyta; Magnoliopsida; Brassicales; Brassicaceae
Source: the annotation of a GenBank genome assembly